GAACAGGGCGAAUAUGUAUCGCGUUUGGAAUUUGGACCUGGGAAACACAGCAGCGCGGCUGCCAUAUUUGUGGAUAGCUGUCAAUUAGAAUGGCUUCAGCCUACAACCAAAGAGGCACCAGAAGAGAGGCAACUGCUCCAGCAGGAAGGCACAACUACCACCGGCAGCAUGAUGAAUCCAGAGAAGAAGGGAUACCCUUGGAAGACCUCCAACAGAUCAUUCAUGAUCGAGAUCCCCGCAGAAGACAGGAGCUCGAAGAUCAACAACACAAGGUUACCGCUUCUUCCAGAGCCGUCAACGCACGCCAACAUGACGAUGAAUUUUUGAUGCAAAUGGUGGCCCUACGAAGUCAUGACAGCCCUGCAACCAAUUAUGAAAUCGAAAAGGAUAAUAUUUCCAAAACUACAACCUCCCCACAAGUACUGGUAGCGCAGAAUUGCUCCAACCGGCCCGAGGUCCUUUACGACGAGAGAGGUUGUGUCAUCAAGACUCCGACUACCAUUUCUGCCAAUUCGCUAUUACCGGGUGCCUAUCCAGGAUUGCCCGGUGCCGUGGAUAACCAACAUUUUUCACGCCAAGAUGGUUAUAUUGAGGAUGAAAACCAAGCAAACCACGAGGACGGAAGCAACGUGCUGGAAGGUACUUUGGAAGCUACAUCAAAGAGCUCCUGUGCAUCAAACAAGCUUGUGAUUGGGGCUAUCGUUAUCGUUGUCAUUGCAUUGGCAAUCGCCAUCCCAACAGCGCUCCUAACGGGUGGCAGCCCUUCUGAAAACAUGACACAAUCCGAAGCUGAUCUCUACCUAGUACCAAAUAUUAGAAAUGACACCAUACAGGCAAUACAGGAUCCACUAUCUCCUCAGUACUUUGCCUAUGAGUGGAUAGAAGACGAUCCAAACUGGAACUCGUUUCCAGACUGGCGAAAAUCACAACGAUUUGGCCUAGCAUGCCUCUACUUUGCCUGCCUGCAGCACAUAAAAGUGGCGGUGGAACUAGUUGGUUGGCUCUCCUAUUUCCGAGACGAAUGUACGUGGCAAUCCAGGGUAAACCAGGGCGUGUGCGACGACAGAGGCCAGUAUCGAGAAAUCAUGGUGGAACCAUUUUCGAACUCCAAAGUCACAAAAGCGAGCAUCCCGCCCGAAAUAUUUCUCCUUUCUGGACUGGAAGUGGUAAGCUUCUUGGGAGUCAAUCUUGAAGCUGAGGAUUCUUUAGAGUAUAUUCUGAAUCUAAUCUUGGUACCAUUUCCACAAUACUCUCUUGCAGUGCUGAGAAUUGCACAAUGCAAGCUAUCUGUGACGCUGCCAACCGCCCUGGGACUCAUGACAAGCUUGACUCUGUUGGACUUGAAUUCGAACAAUUUGCAAUCCACAAUUCCAAGUGAAUUGGCUCUUUUGACGCAACUGGAAGAGCUUCUGCUGCACGGCAAUGAUGAUUUGAGUGGGACCAUUCCAGAGGAAUUGCUGGAGCUGCCAUCGUUAAGGGUGCUCCAUGCGGGAGCAAAUGAGAUACCAGAUAGUUUUUGUGAAAAGAAAAACCUUUGGGCCAAUCUGACGCUGACAACAAACAUGUGCAACAGUUACGAAUCUUGCUGCUGCGCCCAAAAUCUGGGAGAUUGUCUAUAAUGAC
Molecule: messenger RNA, 1623 nt
Organism: Seminavis robusta
Lineage: Eukaryota; Bacillariophyta; Bacillariophyceae; Naviculales; Naviculaceae
Source: the annotation of a GenBank genome assembly